Messenger RNA from Punica granatum (pomegranate), 1133 nucleotides. The record is from RefSeq and is a predicted model, not a curated record. NCBI's taxonomy places the organism in Eukaryota, Viridiplantae, Streptophyta, Magnoliopsida, Myrtales, Lythraceae.
GAGGAAACGCCAUUAACAAUAGCAGAGAGAGGAAGGAAAGCAGCGGUCGCCAUUGUCGACAGCUCUGGAAGAAGAACGACUCUGAACUCCUCUCGGAAUCUCCGGUUCUUCCAUCCUCCCGUUCUGCCAAGCCCCAUCGUUCUCCUUCCUGUUCCUUCGCUUACUCGUUUCGGAAGGAAGGAGAUCCGCGAUUGAAGGGAUUGAACCAGCCGCAAGCUGCCGCUACCGAGCCUUUGCUGGCACUCCCUGCUCUUUUAGGCGAACGCAUGGAUUCAACUGCAGAGGAGUAUGCUGCAUUCAUGGAGCGAGUGAAGAGGACUAUCUAUCUUGACAAUCUCUCACCCCAGGUCAACGAAUCCAUCCUGAGAAAGGCAUUGGAUCAGUAUGGAACGGUCAAGGGCGUGCAGUUCAUUCCAAACUACACGGAAUCGAAAUUUACGGCUCGUUGUGCCUUGGUUGAAGUCGAGUCGCCGCAGCAGGCUCAGAUGAUCAUAGAAGAGGUCAUAGGCUCCUAUCCUUUCAUGAUCUUGGGGAUGCCAAGACCUGUGAGGGCUCGUCCUGCAGAAGUGGAGAUGUUCGAUGAUCGCCCCGUAAAGCCUGGCAGGAAGAUUAAGAUCCGAUGGGUGGACCCCAACGAUCCAGAUUUUCAGAUUGCUCAGAAGUUGAAGCGACUCGCUCAAAAGCACGCUGCUGAAGCUUCGUUCAUGCUGAAACAACAACUGGCAGAAGAAGAAAAGCUAGCUAAGCAGCAGUCGGAUGCCCUAAAGGCAAACAACGAGAAGUAUACGUUGAUCGAGGGGGUCAUGGCUGAUGGAUCGGCUCGUCUCUUGGCCAGCUAUUACAACGUCAAAGCCUUGGAAGACUGAUGAGUCGAUCAGACAUCCCGAGUAAAUUCUCAUUUCGGUAACAGCUACUAACCUUGUAAAUAACCUAAUCUAGAAGUAGACACGCCCACUCCAUCCUUUUGCUGGAAAAAAUAGUAGUAUAUCGAUCUGACCUUUUGUCAUGUGGGCCUUUUCUUUGGAUGCUUGACCAUGACCUGGAAUAUGAUAUGUCUGUUGAUACGGGGACAACUGAAAUACUGAAUCGACAAGAGAUUCCGGAUUUACAUAUAUUAGAGAACGUUCAUUUUA